AUUCAAUCAAUUAUUAUUCACUCGGCCAUUAAAAUACAUUCAUUCAUUCAUAAGCUUAUAUCUACUCCCAUCAGCCCUACAGCUCUCCUCUUUCUUGUUUUCACACUACACUUUCCCUUUCUCUCAUGUCAAAGAUUCCCUCACCUCUCUCCGCGUGAAGAACAACAAAUCAAAGGUUCCUUCUUCUUUUCUUUCUCCGUAAGCUUCGGUUUUUCUUUUCUUUUUUUCCGUAUAAGAACUGGAUCUGGCUGCUACAAUAUGUUUUUCGAUUAAUAUGUCUCUCCUAUGAUUGGCGUAGGGGUACAGUUGAUUUGGUGAAAUUCAUUAUUUCCCCCCGAUUUUUCUAAAAAAAGGAGUUCUUUUUUUUGCCUUUCGUUGGAAAAGGGUUUUGUUGGGUAGGUGAAGUUAUUGACGGGAGCAUAAUUUGUUAGUUUUUUAGCUGGUUUUCCAAUCCUGUUCCAUGUGUUAGGUUUAGGUAGCUUUCCUUCAUCAGGGAUUAAUUGCAUCUUACUCUUUAGAUGCUUGUAUUUUCGAAGGUUUAGGUUUCUAGAUAUAAAUAAUAAUAUAGAAAAUAAAUGUGUAAUUCAUUUGAUCUUUUAGUUGAAGUGGUCCACAUUAUUCAAAUUUUGAUUCCUUCUCAUGUGAACUGUAAAAGCCUAAUAUUGUAUAUGAGUUUCAAGCUAACCGAAAAUUCUCUCUUCCUCAUAACCUCAGAUGAAACUUCUGAGUGCAUAGUAUUCUUUACCCAACUAUAUGUGAGCGAUCAUAUGUGUCACACUGCUGUGUGAUACUUGGCUUUGGCAAAAGACUAAAUCUUCAGAGUUUUCUGAUAUAUUCAUUCCAGUUUCCGGGAAGGAAGAGCUUGGGAUGCAGACUAGUAGCUCAUUGAUUGGUAUACCAAUAAAGAAGAGAAGGUUCCCAUUUGUUUUGCCUUCUUCGCCUCCAAGUGAAGAGCCAUCUUCUUGUCAUGAUGAAAGUGAUGCAAAGAAAAGACAAUCAGGUUCUAUCCCAAGAUCAUCCUUCAACCCUGUUGAUGCUAUUAACUCUGCCAGCAAAUCUGAUAGCAAAAAUCCUCUUGUGGAGGGAAAACAAGAAAGGCUAGCUGAUGUUAAAGAAGAUGGUACCUCUACCAAACUUACCAAGCGACCUUCUGGAACCAAGGCUACUGAAGCUGAUGAUGUGUUUGUCCAACCUUCUGAGGAACCUUCUGGAUUAAGUCCUAUUGAAGCAAAUGCUUCAUCUGCCCAGCUUAUGGAUGGAUCUUCUGGAUCCAAACCCGUCCACACAAAAAAUUCAUCUGUACAGUAUACGGAAAAACACUCUGCAUCUAGGCCUUCCGAAAUGGAAUUUACCUCAGACCAAUCUACUAUAGAUGGAUCUAAAUCUUUCCUAUCUAGUAAGGUAACUUGCCGGUUUCAAUCUUCCCAAGAAAACAUUACUUCUGCCCAAUCUAAUGCGGAAUCUUCUGGAUCCAAACUCCAGGUGUCUAAUGCAAAGGCUUGCUUAGGUCAUGCUGAUAAUGUUGACAAUGGUGUUAAGGCAGAUAUAGCUGAAAACAGCAUUGGGGUUGUAGAGAACACUAACGUGGGUGUUAAGAUGGAAACCACGAUCAAACAAGAUGACUGUCACAAAAAAAUCCAACCUUCUGUGCAUCCGGGAAGUGCCAAAUUGUCUAUAGGACGAUCACAAAGGCAAAUCCUUUCUUUGGGACUGCAAGAUAUAGGAGGUUCCGAGUUGUCUGGUAGUUUAGAUCCGUCAUUGUUAUCUCUGUCUUUAAACAAAGAAAAGGCAACAACUCAAAUGAGAAAUUCAAACAGUGGGUCAAGUAAUGUUAGUCGUGAUACUGAUAGAUCAAACUGGGAUUUGAACACUACUAUGGAUACUUGGGAGGGUUCUGGUGAAGGCUUUCAAGAAAAGGAUAAUAUUUGCAACAUGGGAAAGUCUAGUUUAAGCCCAUAUGGUAUGGAUGGUGCUUGCAAUGAUAAAGGGAAGCAAGUCUGUGGCUCGCCUGAGCAGAUAUGUCAUUUUUCAGCUACUUGUAUACAAUCUAGCCUGCCAUACAAGUCUGGUGAUUCACUUUGCCUUAGUCUUGGCAGUACUUUCCGUGGUUUGGAUUUAAGCAGGGCACAGUUCUGUUCAAUGUCAUCCAAGGCAGACUCAAUCUCACACUCUAAUGCUCCUCCAAGAACCAUUAUGAACUUGAAUGCUGUUGGUUGUGGAAAUGUAAAGGAAGAACCUAUUGAUAAUAGCUCACGAUCGGAUUACCCUGGUUCUAGCAAUAGUACUGCCAAAAUACUGAAUAGUAGUAAUUCAUUGAAAUUGAAACUUAUUGAGGAGGGAAACGUAGAACCUAUUGAAUUCGAUAUUCAAAAAGUGAUUGAGAAAAAAUCAAUAAAAUCUGAACCUAUGCAGGAACCCAAUCAAGAAACAUGUGGAAGGACGUCCAGCAUGGAGUUGCACCAAUCUGCUGGAAAUGUUGUACCAUCAAAAGAGUGUUCCACUUUUUGCGUGCCUUUGACACCUGAAAAGCCAUUCACUACAAAACUGCCCUCCUUUUCAGAGUUGUCCGUCAGUGGGGAGUUAUCCAAUCAAUCUGAGCAUUCUGUUCAUACUAAAGAAGUCAACAUUUGUAAGAAUGCAUUAGAUCAGAUAAAUGCUGGUAUGGUUACAAAAAAUGAACAUUCUGCUCUAGAAGAACUAAAUGCACCUUGUUCUAAGGCAGAGCUUGUAAAUGUCGACAGUUCAAAAACAUCCUAUUUGAAGCAAGCUAAUGAACAGUCUCAUUCUCUGGCUGCAAGUGGUGAGGGAUCUCUGAGUGGUGAACAAGAUAUGAAUAUAUCAGCUGACGUGGAAGAAGAAUCUUAUGGUUAUGAUUAUGAAUCGGAUGGUCAUCAUCAUGCUUUUAUUACUAAUGAAGAAGGAAGGCCUAGUGGAAAGGAAGAUGACGAUUAUGAAGACGGUGAGGUGCGGGAGCCUGUAUUAGAAUCAAAUUCAGAAAAGCCAAUUGUUGAGGGAUCAGAUACAGAAAAGGUUGUUGAAUCCCAUAGUCGUCCUAUGGGUGCUUUAGGUGAUGAUAAUGUUGUUCAAUCUGGUGUUGCAGGAAAAGAUGAAACCAUCACCUAUCAUCAGAUGAGAACUAUCACGAACUGUAUGGAAGAUUGUGGUGGGAUCACAGUUUCUGAAAAGAUAGUUGACCAACUCUCAGAAAGGGAUGGUUCUGCCUCAAUCUCGAUAUCAGAAAAUGUUCCAGAAAAAUGGUUCCAUGAUGCUAUGCCUGCAAAUGAUGAUACUCACCAGAUGCAUUUUGAUAAAGGAGCAGACAAUAGGCAAGGGGUGGACAGUAUAGAGGGUGUUUUAUGUGAUGUAUCGUUAAAUGGAAGCAAUGAGACCGGAGUUACUGUUUCCAAGAUCUCUGUUGACGAGGAUGCUAUCGGAACUGACGAAGGAGAGAAGUUAAACUCCUGUUUGGUCAAUCCAGAAACACCUCUAAAUGGAAAUGACACGAAGGAUUGUUGUGCAGUUAAGAGUAGGAUUAUCAAUUUGCCACGGGCUUCUCAUUCCACUUCCCCUAGUAAAUCCAGACCUGUCAUCAGUAUACCAUUGUCAUCACGAAGUGGAAGGGGGCGAUACUUUGAUGUACAGGAUGGGAAUUUUCAUCCAAGUGGGAAUAGAGGCGAAAUGUAUGGUGAUGGUUCAAACAAAUACACAAGGGACAGAUUUCGAGAACGGACAUAUGAAAGGUCCAACCAGGUAAGUUUCAUGCGUGGAAGAGGACGAGGUUCGGGUCGUUUUGGUCGGUCCCGCCGCGAUUGGGACUCUGAUCGUCAUUUUAGCUAUAAUAAUAAUAAUAACCGGAUGGAUGAUUACAGUUUUGGCAGUAGACAUAAACAACGUGCUUCUGCCAUUGAUGAUGCUAAUGUUGAACGGAAUGACUUUGACAUUUCACCACCUGACGGAGCUGUUUUGGGUCCAUCAAGUAGAGGAAGGAAACUAUUGAAUAGCGGGUCUCCUUCUUUUCGGCAUUCUUCAUCAAGAAGACUUUCUCCUGUUGAUAGGGGCAUUCAAAGACAUGGCACUAGGAUCCCUAGAAACAAUAGUCCCCCAAGUAGGUGUACUGAUGAAGACAGUUCUGAAAUGGUUGGACAUGGGCAUGGCGAAAGGUUUGAUAUGAUUGACUCCUCAUAUAAUAGACGAGAUGGGCAAUUCACCCGCGGUAAGAAAAUGUUCCCCACAUCCAUUCAAAGAAGAGGUGGUUAUUCUAGAGUGCGAUCAAAGUCUCCUGAUGAAUCAUCUCAAAGACAUUCCCCUUCUGCCCCUUGGUGUUCUUCUCGCCGAAGAGCUAUGGAAGGAUUAGAUGAAUCUCCGGUCAUUUAUCAUCGUGUAGAUAGGAUGAGGUCUCCCGCAGAAUGUGAUUAUUUUUCUGAAGAUAUGGCUCCUAGAAGGCGUAACUCCCCAUCAUACGCAGGCCCCCGUUCUACUAAUAACAUGAGGGAUGUGGAUGCUAUGCAAGAAAGAAGUCCUAACCACCAUCUCUUUGCCCGAAAUGCCCGAAGACACGAAGGUAUGAAUCGUCGAGAGAGAGUGGAUAGCGACGACUACUAUUGUGGGCCCGUAAAUUCAAGCAGAAAGUAUAGUGACAGACGGGGAAUUUCCCGUUCUUUCCGGCCUCCAUAUAAUAAUAACAAUGAUGAGAACGAAAAUUUUCGUUUUCAUCCUGGGGAUGAUGGACCUAGGAGUUUCAGGUGUUCUUCAGAUGAAGAUUCAGAGUUCUUGGAGAGAAACAGCACAAGGGAAAGGGAAAGGGAAUUUGAUGGGCGCAUGAAAAACGGGACCAGAAUUGCACAUAGUAGGAGAAUGAGAAAUGCUGAAGAGCAAGAAGGGAACUAUCGACCAAACGCCCCCCAAGUUUGGCAUGACGAUGGGAUGAAAAGGAGAAGGUUUUGACUUGUUUAUGAUAAGUCUUUGUAGAUACUACUACCCUUAGCUCAAAUAUCAGCCAGCAGAUAUGAGCAAGACAGAAAGGAGAUUUCCACAGUACUGAUUCCUCUAGACGAUGAGCAAAACAUUUUAAGCUUGUUUCUCCACGAUGUCUCAAGAUUUGUUGAAAUCAUUUUGAUACUUUGGUUGAGAAUAUUGCAUGAAUGUGAAGAUUUAAUUUGGGGGCAAGAUGGGGAAGAGAGCUUCUUUGACGUUUGUUUUUAUAAUAUAAUAAUAAUUACUUCACUGUUCAAAUUUAUGAGAGACCAUCUGCACUUCAUGUGGGUAACUAUUCCAAAGCUGGCUGGUGUGAGGUUCAUCUCUGGACAUCUCUUACUCUCUGCAUACUAUGUGCAUGAUAUACUGUUUUUCAUGGUCCAACAGGGGACUAUGUUGGCUUAGUGUUUGGGAGGGGGGCGGGGGGUCUGAUCUAUCUCCUGAUUGGAAGAGAAGAUGAUUGUUUUGCUGACUAUGAAUCUUGUGGGAGUGAGUUUCUUCAUUGAGAAGAAAUUAAAACCCUUUACUCCCUGGCUUUGUGGGGGCCCUCAAUAAGUCUUCUGAGAUGAUCCUAAGGUGCCCAAGAUCCAGUUUGGAAUAAAAAAAAAGCUAUGGAUUCUGUGUUUGGUUGUCCAGGGAUGAUUUGGUGAUUUACCCUAAUGUUAUGGAUGUCAAGAGUCAGAUAACCAUUGGUUUGGGGAGGAUGACUGAAGGUUUGUUAAAACAACGUGAAAAUGAAAACUUCAUCCUUACCUAAAAUGUAUCACGUGUCUAAACCUUCUUUUCGUCUUAAAAAAUGCUGUUUGAGCGAAUGGAGAUGAAGUUCAAAAGGUGCAAAUAAGGUGAACGAGAGAAUCUAAUAUGAUAAAAUCUUGCAAGUCAUUAAAAAAGAUCUAAAGUACUCCUGCCAUUUUUCAUGAAAAUUAAGAAAAAAGUUGUGUAGAGAAAUGAAAAAGUAAGAGAGAAUAAAUGAAACAUGCAAUUGUGGAUUUGCAGUUAUAUUUUGUCAAAAAUAAAAGGCGUACAUUGAAUUGCACUUGCGAAUGUUAAGAUUGACUAACAAUAACUGUUAAAUUAGCUUUAAUUCUUCAAGUUUACAUAUUUAGAUGAAAUUUAAAGUUCAAAUAAGAAUAUAACAAAAUUUUGAUAUGUUAAAUAAGUUUAUAAAAGAAAAAAUUGUUAAAUAGGUUUUUGUACUUUUACGAAAAAGUCAAUUGAGUUUGCGUACUUUAAUGUUAAUUAAUUUAGUCCGUGAAAUGUUAAAAAACAACCAAAUAAGCUAUUUAGCCGAUGACUUGCAUGUAAUUGGUUACUCACUUACAUGGAUAUCUAGCUGGCAUUUUUUAGUUUUUUCUAUUUUUAUAAUCUUUUAUUCUUUUUUUAUUUCUUCUUUGUCCUCUGCUCCCUGCGAAUCUGCAACUUCUUUCUUUCUUUCUUUUCUAUAAUACUUCGCUACGUAUGAACCAACCGAUCACCUUCCAUUAAAACAUUUCUCUCCGGCACUAGUUCAAGUUUCCUCCCAGAGUCCCGGUGAAUUGGCCCAUAUCCCAGUAAGAGCCUCGAACAAGUGAAAUUCCCCUUCUUGCAUGUCAGAUUUAUCACGCCAUACAUGGAAAUCCCUCCAUUGAUAGAUCAGAGGCCCCCUUUCUCACUCGGAUAGAAGUUGUUAAUCACAUUAAUAGCUUCCAGCUAGCCAAGACUUUGGAAAUAAGUCAAUUUUGGAUCGUGUAAGGGGAAGAUGUCAAAUUUAUCCCGACGUGAGCAAUUUUUUUCUCCCAUAUGAGGCGGAAGAUGGACUCGUUAGAGGCAGAGGGAGGGAGGCCCAGGUGUUCUCCGGCGCACUCAUCCCCGGAGGCAGAGACUUGAAAGAUCCAAACACGUCAUCGAUUGAGUUAUCCAGCUACGAUUGCAUCUUGCUGAAGGAGGUGGUAGGAAUGACUAGGGUUAAAGCCUUGUCUAGGGCCUAGGCGGUUCCGUCGAUAAUCUUGUUGGCCGCUCGACAUGUUCGAGAACCGCAACAAGAGUCUGCUAGGGCGGCUCCACUUUUGUCACCAUUACCAGGCCUCAGAAAAGGAAAGAAGUCGGCUUGACAGGAAGAAAGAAAGAGAAAAGAGAAAAAUAAAAAAUUAUAAAAGAUGUACUCCGUAUAAAACAGUAAAAAAGAGGGUUAGCUGGAAAUCCACGUAUGCAGAUGAUCGGGUGUUACCGACUUGAUUGACUCACUUUAAAGUACGAGAACUCGAUUGACUUUUUUGUAAAAGUACAGGGACCUAUUUGAUAGUUUUCCCUUUAUAAAAUGAAACUCUAUUGAUGAAGAAAAGUUGAUUUUACAAAUCAUUUUGGGACAAAGCGAAUAAUAUAUUCAAAUGCACUACUUGUAUGGGUGGACUUGGGCCGAUUCCGCAGUUCUUCUCUCCA
Messenger RNA from Cuscuta europaea, 7392 nucleotides. The record is from the annotation of a GenBank genome assembly. Lineage: Eukaryota; Viridiplantae; Streptophyta; Magnoliopsida; Solanales; Convolvulaceae.